Molecule: messenger RNA, 3069 nt
Organism: Neocloeon triangulifer
Lineage: Eukaryota; Metazoa; Arthropoda; Insecta; Ephemeroptera; Baetidae
Product: protein FAN-like
Exons: 15
Coding region: 174-2861 (895 amino acids)
Molecular function (GO): protein binding
Source: RefSeq, a predicted model, not a curated record
GCCCCCUUUGGGACAUAAUUAUUUAGUUUUAUCAGUCUCUUCUAUCUGUUUAUCGCUGAAGAAGUAAAGUGAAUGCGGUUUUCUCAGAAACAAAACGAUAAACUCGCUAAUGCUUUGUGUUCGUUGAUUUCAAAUAUUGAGUCCAUCAAAAAUUUUAGCUUUCAAAAGGAGACAUGGAAAAAGAAAGAUUCUGCCUCUUGCUUCUGGAGCCUGGCGAAACGUACUUUGAGGAUUUCAGUGGCUUAUGGUUCAAGAAAGGAGCCAAAGAGCAAGUUCCGGGACGCCUCAAGUUGUGCUCCCGUUCUGCUGUUUUCGAACCAAGGGAAACUGCUUUGCCCCUCGUAAAACUGCCUCUUCAGCACUGCUCCAGGGUUGAUCCAUCUCAACCAAUCCUGACUGAAAACAUUGGCGAUGGUGUUGAAAUUGAGUGCAAUCAAGUCAUCGAAAUGCUUCCUGGAAACAUUCUGGCUCCAUACUCAUUUUUAAAAGAGUCUCAAACAUUUAUAUUUGUGCCAACCUACAUGGACGUCGAACACAUUUUGCGGCCUCUGAGCCAACUGCACAGAGCUGCAACACUUCCUCUUCAAGAUCACAAUAAUAUGGUCGCCACAAUUAUUUUUUCCCGACAAGCAAGAUUCAAAUUCGACCCGCAGUGGCUUGAGGAUUUCUCCGAGAGAAUAAUUUUCGAAGCCACAGCAAACAAAGUGACACCCUUGGUGGUGAAUCCAGGCAGAGUUGUGCUCACAAACAGCAUUCUAUACUUUCAACCAUUCAAUAAUAUUGAACAGACCGUUGUUUUAAAAAUCCGUCUCCGCCAUGUCAGAAGAGUGACGAAUAGAAGGUUUUUGCUGCGGCACUUGGGUCUUGAGAUUGAAUGCUGUCCCCAGAGUAGUGUGCCAAGAAUUUACUUCAGUCUCGAAAGUGCCAGCGAAAGAGAUUCUUUCGCUGAGGCGCUUCUAAGUCAGGACCUGGAAUUAGACAAUUUGCGGCAGGACGAAAUGACCCUCAAGUGGCAAAACAGUGUUAUUUCCAAUUAUGAGUACCUCAGCUAUUUGAACAGCUUAGCCGAUAGAAGUACAAGCGAUUUGACGCAGUACCCUGUUUUUCCGUGGGUGAUUUGCGAUUACGAAAGCAAGCAAAUUGACCUGAAAAAUCCUCUCGUGUUCAGAGAUCUGACCAAACCUGUUGGGGCGUUGGAUUCCGUUAGACUGCAAAAGCUGCUUGAUCGCUACGAUGAAAUGGAUCCUCCAAAAUUCCUGUAUGGCUCACAUUACAGCGCCCCUGGCUUGGUUCUUUUUUACCUGGUUCGGCAAUAUCCCCAUCUGAUGCUUUGCCUCCAGAACGGGCGUUUCGAUCAUCCUGAUCGAAUGUUCAACAGCAUGAAGGACGUCUGGAGAAACAUCAACACAAACAUGUCUGAUUUCAAAGAACUGACUCCAGAGUUCUACGACCCUGAGCAGGAAGGCAGAUUUUGCACAAAUUUGUUUGGGAUCAAUUUUGGCCACAGGCAUGACGGAAGAAAGGUUGGGGACGUCGAGCUUCCCCCUUGGGCAUCAAAUUCAAAAGAUUUUGUCGUCAAAAUGCGUGAAGCUUUGGAGAGUGACAUCGUGUCUUCCAAUUUGAAUCACUGGAUAGAUUUGAUUUUCGGAUACAAACAAAUGGGAGAGGAGGCCGAAAAGGCGCACAAUAGUAAGUUUCAUUGUUUUGUUAAACUUUUUAACAUAAUUCCUACAAAAUUAAUAGUAUUUUACCCCAUGUGCUAUGAGGGCAGCGUCGAUUUGGAUUCUGAAAUGGAUUUUGGCAAACGCCACGCUCUGGAGGUUCAAAUAAUGGAGUUCGGGCAAAUACCAAAGCAGCUUUUCCAAGUUCCGCACCCGCCUAAGCUUCCCCUCAGCCCACAGUCACCGAUACAUUUGAAUGAUGUCACAGACAGUUUAAUUACCUCCAAGACUUUUUCCGAGGAAACAAUUGUGUGUAAAGAACAAGAGGUGCAGAGAGCACACAGAGAUUAUGUUUCCGGCGUCACUUUUUCCAGCGAUCGCCUUUACUCGGUAGGGCAGGAUGGCACUUUGAAAAUCUUCAAGUUGCCCGACUUGGCAGUGGAGCGAAGCGCCACCCUCUCAUCUCUGCCCCUUUCUUGCUGCACCGUCCUUCCAGGCGCCACCACCGUCCUAGCAGGCUCCUGGGACAAUAAUUUACACUCUUAUGAGGUGGAGUUCGGGCGGAGGGUUGAGUUGCUGGCUGCCCACGAAGACGCGGUCACAUGUCUCCAGUGGCGGCCUGGUCUGUUGGUUUCAGGUUCGUGGGAUUGCUCGGUGCGUCUGUGGAGAGUCGAGGAUGCAACUCUGGGCAAGCAUCCAAUCCGAGGACCUCAAGCCUAUGUUGCCGAAUUGCCACACGAAAAUAAAAUUAAUUCCAUUUGCGUUCAAAGAGAUUUCGUUUUGUCAGGAUCAUCCGGAGAAGUAAUUCUGUGGGAUCUGGAAACUCGCCAACAACUGAAAAACUUUCCAUGCCACAACGAUGAUGUUGUCGGAGCCUUUUUGGACCCAGAUUGCCGACAGGUGCUGACCUGCGGAUCUGACAGUCAAAUUCGCUUGUACGAUCUUAAUUCAGGUCUGCAGGUCUUUUGCAAAACAAUAACUCAACAACCAACUCAGCUGGCCUGGAGGCAAAAUCGCCUUCUCGUCGGCACCCUGGAAGGUCUGCUGCUUGCCUGGGAUCUGAGGCAAGUGAGGCAAAUUUCCCAGAUCCAGGCGCACAAGGGCGCCAUUACUGCGGUCGGUCUUGACGAGGCUGCAAAUUAUGUUGCAUCAGGAGGCACUGAUAGAAGCGUUUCACUUUGGCGCUUUGCCGAGCUGUGAUUUUGAUCAAGAUAUUACUAUAUAAAUAACUCCCAAAAGUAGCCAAAUGAUAUGCUCAAAAUUGUGAUAAAUUUGCACUCAUGUUUUUAUUAAACAAAAAAUCAAUUAUUGUUUGCUCACCUCUCACUUGUUAAAUAACAGCAACACAUGCGGAAGAUCAACAAGUAUUUUUAUGAUCAGCAGAAAUAAAUUUGAUUAUCCAGCUGAA